AUGUCUGCUUCUGAAGAGCUUCCAUCCGAAACUACCUCUCCUAACCUUGUUUCAACUACUACCGCCGCUAUUGUUACAACAACUAUCGCUGCCACUACAAGCACUGCUGCUGCUGCUGCUGCUGCUGUCAACACCGCGUCGUCCCAGGCUACCGAAGCUAGUACUACUACCGACGAGCAUGCCCCGUCACACCGCGCGGCUGCUCGUUCUUCUUUUUCCUCCUCUUCUUCUUCACUUAGAAUGACCGAGCCUGAAGAAGUGGAGCUUCCUCCAUCUCCCUCAUCACCGGCGCCGCCGCACCAUACUGCGCCCAGGCCUGAGGAGGUGGAGUUGCCGGCUUCGCCUGUUCCUGUCACUGUCACUGUCAAUGUCAAUGAGCCUCAUCACCACCAAUCCGCUCAAGAUAUCGACGUCGACAACACCAAGCCUAAAGGCGAUCAGCACGUCGAGGAUGAUCCCAAGUCAGACAGCGAACUAAGCCUUGGCCAGCACGCUGACCAACGUGGCCAACACCCUAUUUCCGAGAUCAGACCCACAGAUAUCCGACUGCCGCUCUCACCGAAGGUUACCCCUGAAGGUGUGGUGGAGCUUCCCGCCUCCCCUGAUUCAGAAUCCACACCUAUCAUCAUCGACGAACAGCUUCAGCUUCAGCCGCUGCAUUCUUCUCAUGGUGACGACGAACAACAACUUUUUUCUCAAUCACCACCACCCAAGGUUACCACCACUGCCGAUGCUCAUGCGCAACCGUCAUCCUUGGAGAAGUCCCCUGUUCUAAUGGCCGUCCCAAGCUCCCUGGACAUGCCACCACCACCCGAGGAUAUUGAACUGCCGCCCUCACCUGCUGAUGUGGAGCAUCGAGAGGAGAAACCAAUCGUCGCCGAGAUUCAUGAGCAUGUCAAGUCACCUGUUAGCGGUCAUCAAGAUGUAGAGAUCCCGACUUCUCGUGAGCAUUCGCCUGCUCAUUCGCCCGCGGUUGAAGUCUCUAAUUCCAAGGUUCCAACUGAUGCGGCUGAGCUUUCUGAAGUGGAGGAGAAUUCUGCGUCCCAGUCGAAGCAGAAGACGUUGGCUGAAGAGUUGGAGGAGCUCGAUGAGUCUAGGUCUCCUUCUCCUGAAGUUGAUAACCGAGAUGCGGAGCUUGCAUCUUUUACUGGACUUACCAAGGAUGCGGAACUCCCAUCUGCACACUCAUCGCCCAUGGUCGCACCUACGGAUAUAGAGCUCCCAGCUUCACCCUCUCCCAAGCCUGAGACCAAUGAUCAAGACAAGGACCUUCCGAUCACAGCCGAGUCCCACGAAGCCGUCGCCAAUGUUACCAUCUCAACUUCGACUUCGCCCACGGUCUUGCCCAAGGUUAAGCCAGAAAACAUCGAGCUUCCGCCUUCUCCACAGCGCCCUCAGCUCUUGCCUUCACCUAAUAUCGUACCCGGCUAUCAAUUCUCGCCUGAGCCUCUUUCUGAUGAUGAAGGACUACCGCUUUCACCUGACGAUGAGUUUGAGGAUGAUGAUGACGAGGAUGAUGGGUCGCCAGUUGAUGUCGAGCAAUACGAGCGGAGCUUUAGUGAUGAUCCCCAGGAGGAGGGGUUCGCGUCUUCGCCUGAUGAGGGAACAGUUGAUCAUGUUGAAGUCCAGCAGCAUUCUCCUCCUUCCCAAGGUUCACCCGCAUCCGCAUCGUCGUCGCCAAGAAUCUCACCAGCGCAAGUGGAACUCCCUGCCUCUCCUGUCGAGUCGCCCAAUUUCGCUCCUGCUUCGUCGUCCCCUUCGCCCAAGAGCACACCGGAGGACGCGGUGCUUUCGCCUGCGCUUGAGGCGGCGAUGGAGUUCACGCCUUCUUCGCCUGUGGAGCGCUCGGUUCCUUCGACUAAGGGUACUGCGUUUGAGGAAAGGGCUGUUUCGUCUGCACCUGCACUUGCACCUGCACCUGAGGAGGAAACCGUUCAAUUUGCGCCUGCGCUGUCGUCCGAGGUGCAACACCCAGCUUCACCCAAGAUUUCAUCCGAAGAUGUGGGAUUGCCAAAGUCACUCUUGCCUGAGGCCGAACAUGAAGAGACGAAGCUUCCGAUUACGACUGCUCGGCUGCCUGAGGAUGUUGAGCUGCCGAUGUCGCCUGAGGUUGAAGUCCCGACUCUCGCCCACGAAGUCAUCCAGAGUCCCGGCGAUCAAUCUGACAACAUCCACGAAAUUUCAUCUUCGCCCAAGAUCGCGCCUGCGGACAUCGAACUCCCAACCUCGCCUGUCGAAGAAAUCUUACCCGCAUCUGAAGAACUCCCCACCUCUCCCGAAAACCAAGUCCUAGACUCAUCCAAGACACUCCCUGGAGAUUCUGGUUUGCCCGAGUCACAUUUGACCGAGGCGGAAGUUGAAGAAGAUAUGGAUCUUCCAACGGCUGCUGAGCAGGACGACCAAAUCGUCGACGAACAAUCUGAUGAUAAUUUCCAAGUUUCUGCUUCGCACAAGAUUGUUCCCGAGGAAGUUGAACUCCCCCGCUCGCCUUCUUCGCCUGUGGUGGGGGACUUGGAUGUCGAUGAGAUGCAGCACCUACACUCGAGUCAGAUUAUCCCGCCGCAUGUUCAGCGGUCGGUAUCCCCUGCAGUAAUUCAUGAAGAGGUGCAAUCCCUGACCUUGUCAGAGACUGGUUCCGAGGAGGUUGACGUUCCUGCUUCUCCUGUAAAGGAGGCCGCGACUGAGGAUGUUGAGCUUCCGCGCUCACCCGUGCCUGAGAAUGUGGAACUGGAUGUCGAUGAGAUUCAGCACUUGCAUUCUAGUCAGAUUAUUCCUCCGCAUGUUCAGCGCGCGGCUUCGCCUGAGAUUGGUCCUGAGGAGGUUGAUGUUCCUGCUUCAACUUUGACUGAAACUGCAUCCAAGGAGGAUGAACUUCCUGCUUCCCCCGAGAACGAGGCCACUCCUGAGACUAUCGAAGCCCAAAGAUCGCCAUCGCCCGCGGCUGAGUUGGAUGUUACCGAGCUUCAGCACCUACACUCGAGUCAGAUUCUUCCUCCACAUGUUCAGCGGGCGGCUUCGGCUGAGAUUGGUCCUGAGGAGGUUGAGGUUCCUGCUUCAACUUUGACUGAGACUGCACCCGAAGAGGUUGAAGUUCCUCACUCAUCCUCGCCCGGCGCUGAACUGGACGUUACUGAGAUUCAGCACUUGCACUCGAGCCAGAUUCUUCCUCCACACAUUCAGCGUGCGGAUUCGACCUGGGGUGAGGUUGAGCCUGAGGACGUUGAGCUUCCAAAGGCGCCUCUGAAGGAGAUCACACCCGAAGAGGUUCAAAUGCCGGUUUCGCCCAAUGUUGUUUCUGAAGAAGUUGAGAAUCUAGAGUCAACUCCAUCUUCGCCUAAGCUCGCAUCCGAAGAAGUCGAGAUUCCGCGCUCACCUUCGCCUGCAGAAAACCUGGAUAUUACCGAGCUUCAACAUCAGCAUUCGACUCAGAUCAUUCCUCCCCAUCUCCAACGCUCCGUGUCGCCUACAGUCCAGGCCCAGGCCGUUCCCGAAGACAUUGAGCUCCCUGCUUCGCCAUUGGCAAAGUUCACACCUGAGGAGGUUGAACUGCCACGUUCAUCUUCACCGGUGGAGGCGAAAUUGAAUGUCGUCGAAAUGCAGCAUGGACACUCGGCUCAGAUCCUUCCCCUGUACGUUCAGCGUGCUGAUUCAACUUGGGGUGAGGUUGAUCUUGAGGACGUUGAUCUUCCGAUUGCGCCUCUGAAGGAGAUCACACCCGCGGAGGUUGAGCUCCCAGGAUCGCCAUCGUCCGUCAAAGAUGAAUUGGAUGGUGCCGAGCUUCAAUCUGCUCCCGAAGAAGUUGAGCUCCCAGCUUCUGAGCCUACCUCGCCCAAGAUCACACCGGAAGAAAUUGAGGCACCGCGCUCGCCGUCGCCUUUCGACGAGUCCAAGAUCACUGAGCUUCAGCAUCUGCAUUCGGCCCAGAUUAUUCCCAGGAAUAUCCACUAUGCGACUUCCUCUUCCGGCUCGCCAAAGAUCACUCCGGAGGAAGUUGAACUGCCUGCUUCGCCUGUGGAUGAAGUGGACGUUGAUGAACUUCAGCGAUUCCACUCAAGCCAGAUCAUCCCGCCACAUAUUGAGCGCUCCGCUUCGCCAACUAUUGAGGAGGUUAUCCCUGAGGAGGUUGAACUUCCGGGUCCCCCUCAGGUUGUUCCAGAUGCCGAGGAAGUGGAAAAUUCCGCUUUGCCUGAGCCAAAGUCUGACGCUGAGCCUAAGAUGGCACCUGAGGAGAUUGAACUUCCUGCUUCGCCUGUGGAGCAAGUGGACACUGAGCAGCUGCAACAUUUGCACUCGCGCCAGAUUAUCCCACCACAUAUCCAGCGUCCCGCCUCGCCUUCUGUUGACACUCAACUUCCGGCCUCACCUAAGGUUACUCCUGAAGAGGUAGAACUUCCAGCUUCACCUGAACUUGUCCCUCAAGACAUCGAGCUUCCACUUUCUCCCAUGGCUGAGCCCCAGGAACCUGAGCAUACCCAACUUCCAAUUGCUACCGAGGAGGCUGGGUCCAGCGUUGAUCAGCAACUCGAUGACUUGGAGGAGGAUGAUGCUAGGAGUGCCGCUCUUGAACUCCCAUCCUCUCCUGAAGUCAAGGCCGAAGUCCAGUCUGAUGAGCUAGAACUCCCUCUUUCGCCUGCUUUGGAGCCUGAGGAGGUUGAGCUUCCUGCUUCUCCUAAGGUUGUUCCUGAAGAAGUUGAAUUGCCGGUAUCCCCGGUGGAUGGGUUGGAUGACGAGCAGCUUCCAGUUGAGCGCGGCAUCAGUGCUGAGCACGAUAAUGGUCCCGAACAAGAUGUGCUGGAGAGUGCCGCUAUUGAACUCCCCGCCUCGCCUAAGAUUGUUCCUGAAGAAGUCGAACUCCCACUUUCUCCCAAGAUAACCCCUGAAGAGGUAGAACUUCCCGCUUCUCCUGUGGCCGAGACAGAAGAACAGCCCGCAACCGUCUCUGAGCCGUUCGAACGGAACAUCAAUCUUGAAGCCGACAUUGCCCCACAAGAGGACAUCGAGCCCUCGUCCUCUCCUGUGACAAAGCCCGAGGAUGUCGAGCUUCCUUCCUCUCCCGAAGUCGUCCCUGAAGAUGUGGAACUUCCCCUCUCUCCUAUCGUUGAGUUGGAACGUCAGCUCCCCAUUGAGCCUGUCACCUUCGAGCUCCCAUCUUCGCCCAAACCUAAGCCCGAGGACCUUGAGCUACCUCCUUCGCCUGAGAUCGUUCCCGAAGAGGUAGAGCUGCCCGCUUCUCCCGUUGUUAACUUGGCAGAUGAACAGCUGCCAGUCGAGCCUGAGACAUCUGCAGGGGCCAUUGAAGUUUCCGAGGAAGAUAGCGAACUCCCGUCUACGCCAAUUGUCAAGCCUGAGGACUUGGAGCUCCCUGCUUCUCCUGAGGUGCUUGCUCAAGAUGUGGAACUUCCUCCUUCGCCUGUCACCUUACCCGAAGAUGUGGAACUUCCGCCUUCUCCGGUGGUUGACUUGGAACGUGAGCAACCUCUCGAUCUUUCUCACGUUCAAGAGCAGCAAGGCGAAGAGCAGCUUGACAAGCACACUGCUCCCGAAGAUUCGCCCGUCCUUCUACCCAAAGACGUGGAGCAUCCGGCUUCACCUGCGACAGAAUCCGAGCCAGAACCAAUUGAACCUGUCCGACAGAGCUUCGACUCGGACCUCUACUACGAUGCUGUUGACGGCAAGGGCAAACAACCUGCAACCGGUGCUGAGGAACUAACGCAACAGGGCGAUGCAGCAAAGACCGAUCCGGCACAGAAAUGGGAAAUGGUCGACAAUGUCGACGAUGUUGAUGAUCUUGAUUCUAUUGACGGUGCCGAUUCAGAGAUCUCGGAAAACGGCCUACUCACCGAGGUCCCAACAAGUAAGCAACCGAACCAACCAAAACCAACCCGAGAACGGGAAGAGGUGGCUGCUGCGAUCGAGCGAUCGGAAGAUGAUGCCCCCAUCAUACCUCGAGACCCUUCAAGUACUACUACUACUACUACUGGCGACGGACAUCAUGCUGACAUUCUCAGCCGCGAAGCAGAAGACAAUGUGGACCUUCGUCGGUCAGCUGGUGGGUCGCCAGUUCCAACUUCCACGUCGAUAGCAGCAGCCACCGCCGCAGCAGGAGCAGCAGCACUCGCUGCGGCCACCGUGAAUGAGCUCCUUACAACACCGACCAAAGACGAUGAACCGGAACUGGAAGCGACCGUUGAGGUCCACCCCGCCGUCAAGGGUGCCAUCAAUAGAGGCUUCGAUGAGUACGAUUAUGCUACUGCCUUAUCUCCCACUACAGUCGGCCUCGGUCUCAUUGAGGACGCCCCCAUGGAUCUCUACCCUACGGAUGGGCCCUCUCCCAAGCUUCUCUCCGCUUCCACCUUCCCUCUCGAGGAAGCUGGAGAUGAUGACGGCGAUUACUUCAAUAACGUCGAGUUGCCCGAGGGUGCUAUUUUCGAAGAACUUCCUUCCGAGGCGGAGGAGCCUGCUCACGAGCACGCCAGCCACUUCACUCAUGACCCGCCCUCCGAGCCCGAGGAGCAUGAAGUUAAGAAACCUCGGAAGUCCAUCGACGAAACGCAAGGAUUUGAGACCCUAUUCGCUCCCCGCACGCCCAUGCCAUACGCCUCAACAAGGGAGACACUAGUCAAAGAAUCUCCCAAGCCCGCUGCCCCGUCUCCGUCCACCACCGAACAGACACGCCAACCCCCCCAGCAGGCAGAGCCAGUCAGACACAAGCGCAUCAGGUCCACCGAGCCAGCACGCCUCAACAACGAAGCCCUCGCAGCGUCUCUCUCACCACGCGCCAAAUCCUCAUCAGUUAGAAACUCGUGGCCCGCUUUUACUACUACUGGAAAAGCCAAAGCGCUCGCCGCUUCCUUCCUCGAGUCUUCCUCCGUCAACCGUGGCUCUUCCCCUGUUACGCCCCGCUUCCCGCCAUCGGCAUCAUCCAUGCACCAGCAGCAACCACCAGUCUCAGUUCUGCUCAAAGAACAAACCCAGCGCCAGUCGCGCGAACUCGCAGCCAAUUAUCUCGAGACAUUCGCAGACGAUCGUAAAGUCCGAUCCAAAUCCAGACCACGUCAGCCAUCUUUUUUUGGUGGACAUACGGCACCCAACGCCGCCAAUAGGGUGGUGCCGGUGCCAGUUGACUUGGAUUCGUUGGGAGAGACUAUCGUUCCCGAGAAGGAAGAGCCGACUCGGCCUCCCUCUGUCAGCUCGGUAGACUCUAUGGGGUCGCCGACGGGUCAGGGACAGGCACAGGACCAGUCUAUGGCUUUAGAGAUGGCUGUUUCGUACCUGGACGAUGAAGGAGAGGACGUCGGUGCUGUUCCGAUGGUGGUUACACCUGGCGUGGGAAUGGAAAUUACGCCUAGCCCGGAGAGUUCGCCUGGGUUGCAGCCGGAAGAGGAGGAAAGAACAAGGGAGCGCGAGGCCGAGGUAAAGGUUGCGCAAGAGCCUGAGCCGGAGCCUGAACCUGAACCUGAGCCGGCAGCAGAAGAUGAUGAACAUGAUGCUUCUCCCGAGUGGGGACGAGGAAUGUCUCUGCCUAGUGUGGAAAUUCAGCCCGCUACUCCUAGGGCUGUACUCGAAGAAGAGGAGGAAGAGGUUGAGUCUUUGUUUGACAUUCCUGUGCAACCUGUGCAUGCGCAUGAGGUUGAGACUCUGUCGACGGUGAUGGAGGAGUCGGAGCCUACUGAUGAGGAGGAGGAAUCUACGUCGGCGCCGGCGCAUACACAUGAGGCGCCUGUUAUUGACAAGUCUGAACAUGAUGAGCGCUCUGCUUCACCUGAGAUCCACGAGGAAUCUCAAGACAGUCCGUCGGUUGAGAUUGACGUUGAUGAGCUCCAUCGGUUGCAUUCACGACAAGUCGUUCCAUCUAACCUACAACGUCAGGUCCCGUCAUCGCCCAUAAUCAAGCCCGAAGAGGUUGAGCUCCCUUCCUCGCCUGAACUCCACGGGGCAUCUCAAGAUACUCCAGCGGAUAUCGACAUUGUUGAGCUGCAGCAAUUGCAUUCAGGACAAAUCCUUCCGCCUAACCUACAACGUUAUAUUGCUGAGCUCCAGCGGUUGCAUUCAAGACAAAUCGUUCCGCCUAACUUGCAGCGUCAGGUCCCGUUAUCGCCUGAAAUCAAGCCCGAAGAGAUUGAACUCCCUUCCUCACCUGAACUUCACAAGGAAUCUCAUACUACUCCAGCCGACAUCAACAUCACUGAGCUCCAGCAAUUACACUCAAGGCAAAUCAUUCCGCCCAACUUACAGCAUCCGGCAUCACCCCCUUCCCACAUCAAGCCAGAAGAGGUUGAGCUCCCUUCCUCGCCUGAAACCGCUGAGGAACCUCUACACAAUCCCGCGUUUAUCGAUACUGCUGAGCUCCAGCAGUUGCAUUCAAGACAAAUCCUUCCACCUAAUCUACAACGUCAUAUCGCUGAGCUCCAGCGGUUACAUUCAAGACAAAUCCUUCCGCCUUACCUAGAACGUUAUAUUGCUGAGCUCCAGCAGUUACAUUCAAGACAAAUCGUUCCGCCUAACCUACAACGUCAGGCCUCACCCUCGCCUCCUCCCCAAAUCAAACCCGAAGAGGUUGAGCUCCCUUCCUCGCCUAAAAUCCCCGAGGAACCUCAAAAUACUCCAGGGGACAUCGACAUUGUUGAGCUCCAGCAAUUGCAUUCAGGACAAAUCCUUCCGCCUAACCUACAACGUUAUAUCGCUGAGCUCCAGCAGUUACACUCAAGACAGAUUCUCCCGCCCAGUCUACAGCGCCAGACCUCACCCUCGCCUCCUCCCCACAUCGAGCCCGAAGAGGUUGAACUCCCUUCCUCGCCUGCCCUGAAGCCGGAGGACGUGGAACUUCCUAGUUCCCCAGUGGAGGAAACAAUCCCUAUUAUCGCUACAGGCUUGGUUGCCGCUGGACUUACGCUUGCUUCCGAGGUUUCGAAGGACAACAAAGAUCAUUCUGAUGAUGAGGAGGAUGAGAACGAUUCCGCACCUGCUUCUCCACAACCAGUCGAAGAUCACAGCAGCAGCAGACAUGUGGAUGACGAGUUCGAGGACUUUUACCGUCCUGCCACGCCAAAGGUGUACCCUGAGGAAAUUGAACUCCCUGCUUCCCCCGAGAUCAUCAAGCCCCAGGAUAUCGAGUUGCCUGUCUCGCCUCGGAGUGUUCCUGAGGAGGUUGAGCUUCCUUCUUCGCCUAUCAAUGAACCUGAGGAAGUUGAGCUUCCUGCUUCGCCUGUCAAUGAACCUGAAGACGUGCAAGUUGCCUCUGAUUCUGAGUCCGAGGCGGAUGAGCAAGACAUGACGACGCCAAUUAUUGAAGCUCAUGUUGCAAAGCCCGAGGAGAUUGAACUACCUUCAUCUCCUGCAAUUGUACCUGAGGACAUCGAACUUCCUUCCUCACCUCAAAUUGUUCCUCGGGAGGUUGAGCUUCCUUCUUCGCCUGCCAACGAACUCGAAGAUGCAGAGCUCUCCUCUGACUCUGACUCCGAGGCGGACGAAGACAGUACGCCAAUUGUUGAAGCUCAUGCCACGAAGCCCGAGGAGGUUGAACUCCCUUCAUCUCCUGCCAUUGAAGCCAGGAAUAUUCAGCUUCCAUCUUCUUCUGUCGAACCUGAAAAUGCAGAGCUCGCCUCUGACUCUGACUCUAGCUCCGAGGCAGAUGCCACAAAGCUCGAGGAAAUCGAACUACCAUCAUCUCCCGCAAUGGUACCUGAGGAGAUCGAACUUCCAGCUUCCCCUAUUGUCCAGGCCGAACAAAUCGAAGUCCCCUCUACACCUGAGCCUGAACAUGAGCAUGAGUUCCACUCUGAGCCUGAACAAGAAACGACAACCCACCCUCUACUCGACUCGGAAGCGGAAUAUGAAGAUGAAGAAGACGAUGACUACGACCCGCUAGCCGACCUCCUCCCGUCUCCGGAUAUGAGCCCAGCACAACACCACGAGCGCUACGAGCGGGAACUUCCGCAUCCGCAUCCACUCAUGAUGCACCCUGUCGACUACUCAGCCCCUCAACAACACGGGUAUGAAGAAUCAGAGGAGGUUCAUACCCCAGUGUAUACUGAACCGGUCGAGUUUUGGCAUUCGCCCGAGUUGAGGUACCAUUGCUCACCGGAGCUGAGAUCAGCAGAUCAAGAGUUUGCGUCUUUCCCUGAGGUCAAUCCCGAGGAUGUGCAGCUGCCUGCAUCGCCUGAUUAUGGUGCGGAGGAGGAAGAGGAAGAGGAUGAAGGAUUGUCUCGUGACGUGCCAGCAGACGAUGACGAAUGGGAGAGCGAAAGCGGAAGCGGAAGCGAGGAAUAUGAUCGUGAUGAUGAACAUCAAGUUCACCAAGCACAAAGCGUCGCAAUCGUGGCUGGCACCGUUGCCGUGCUUGGCGGCGCUGCGCUCGUCGCGAAUAGUUUGAAGAAAGAAGAGAGAGCGGAGGAACAGAUUGAUAGUGAAAAUGAUGAAGAGCGUGAGGAGACAGACAGUGAGGAUGAUGAAGAGAAGGAUAGAAGUGAGGAUGAAGACGACCAAGUCAAACCCGUCGCGGUCACGCGGAGUGAUGACAAGCGAGAAGACAGUGAGGAGGAAGAAUCGGACGGAGAGCCUGGUGAGAGGGAUGCACGGUCUGGAGACGACCUUGAAGAUGAAGAAGCAGGUGAAGAGGACGUAGAGGAUGUCCAGGGUGGGGACAACGAGGAUCUUCACGAACCGAGUCUCGACCGCCAAGAUUCCGAGACCGUUCCCAAGGCCAUCAGAGAAGGAGCGCCGAUGCCGUGGGCAAUGAAGAGCAAUCGUCGGGAAGAUUCCAGCUCCCCUCCCCCGGCUGAGCAACGCAGGUUUUCCUUCCCUGACGACAUUGCGGAAGAGGAAGCAUUUGCCGUCAGUCGCUCAAACACGGCGAUUGAAGGUGGUGGUGACACGAAGCAUGGGGAAGGUCCGGCAGGCAGUCACGCGACAUCGGAUCAAAGUCAUCAACAUCAACAAACGCCCAGCGCGCCCAUGUCCACUAUCUCAGACUAUGCGCAUUCCUGCAACAGCCUACCGACGUUGCAAGAGGAAGACUGGGCAACGGAUGACGACAGGAACAGGCACGACAAGGACGGCGAUUCACCCGUCAACAAAGCCAAUAUCACGGGACUUUUCAGAUACGGAACUCCCAUCGCGGAUCCCAACCGUGAUAGCACUUUUACCGUGGCGGCCCGGGGCUCACCGCAAAUGUCCCGGUACGCAGUGUUCAACGAGCAGUAUCAUCAACAGCAACUUGAACGACAAGCUCAAAUCCAGGAGGAAGAUCUGCGAGAGAGAGGGGUUGAUCUACGGGAUUUUGCCAAUAGCCCAUCUGCCGGCAGUGAUCGGACCGAGACUGGUCCUUCGUCUCCUCAGAGAACUGCUGAGACUCCCAAGGUGCAGGAGCCAGUGCCUGAGAGCCUCAAGGGCAAUGUGGAAGUCGUCAAGGAGCAGCAUUCUAGCGAGAAGGCAAGGAAAGAAACACCGCAAGACAAGCCUGAGCAGCACAUUCCCAAAACCUUGCCAGGCCUGGGAGUGGCGCUGAGGCCAACAGGCGCUUUGCGGAGCGUCUCGGACAUCAGCAAGCAGCUGCAAUCAGCACUUUCAGGCCAAUCACCAUCACCGGUUGCCCGGCCAAUCCCUUCCAACACUGGUGUUGCACGACUGCGCACUCCCGAACCACUGAGUGCCACCAACAAUAACAACAACCUCAACUUGCGGCCUGACAGUCCAGGCAGCAGCAGCAUCAGCAUCAGCAGCACCAGCCGGUCUCACACAAGCACUCCCCCGCUCAGGCGGAUGGACAAGCGAGCCACUGGCAACCUGCGCUCCCUCUCCUUUGGCAGCCAACAGGAUGCCGCCGCCAAGUCGGCAUUCCUUGGUACACUUGCAGAAGGGGAGGGAGGAGCCCCGGCCGAUGCUGAAGGGCCAGGUUCCAGAAGCAGCAUUGGCCCUGUCAGCCCAACAACCCCCUCGCGUGCUCAACCCCCCCGGCCUGGCAGUGACACAUCGGGAUCGUCGCCGACGGCUGCCCCUGCUGCCCCCCACCAAAGCCAGGCCCCAGCCACCCCUAGUCCUCCCCGGCCCAACACUAGCAGGGCCACCAGCGCUAACAGCGUAAUCCCUGGUGCAGUUGCCCCUGCCCUGGCAUUGGGCACCACCAGCCCUGUUGCCGAUGGUGGUGACGACAACACCAACAACAACCUCGUCGACAAGGACAAGAGCAAAGACAAGCAGCAGCAGCAGCAGCACAAACAAGCUGUGACAACGCCCCGGGCUCUUUCUGUCGCAUCUGCCACGCCCGUCGCCAAUGAAGGCCGCACCCGAUCUAAGGGGUCAAUGGAUGUGCCCGACGUUUAUGAUGGCUUAGGCGAAGGUCGCCUGGGAUCCCCGCGAUCACCUGCCCGCCCGCCCAGCUUGCGCAAACGACACAGUGCCCAGCUCAUUGACCUGGAAGCCAGACUUGCCCAGUUGAUGGCCGAGAAUGCCGCGCUGCAAAAAGCCAAAAAUGACGCCGAAGCUGAACUGUCCCAACGCAAUGCCGACCUGGCCAGCAUCCUUGCCGAUAAGAAUGUCGAGAUUGAGAACCUCCAGCGGGAAAUCCAAGAAACCCAAGAAACCUGCAACCGGCUCGAGGAGACAUAUGAGGGCCUGAAGACUUCCACCUCGGCCAUCGCUGUCAAGCACAACGAGACGGUGCGCGCUCUCGAAGAACAAGUCAAGAAAGCCGCCGAGGAACUGGCCGCCGCUCAAGGCAAUCACGAACAGGUAUACACCAAGGCUAUUGCAGAGAAGGAUGCCCAGAUCGCCCACCUCCGCGCCCAAUUGAACGCUCAAACCGCCCAGAUUCGCGAGCUGCAGGAGCAAAUCGAUAGCCAACAGAUUGCCCGGUCACCGGAACCCACCGCAACAGACGACUUCCUCGACCUCCACGACGUCGACUACUUCGACCAGCGCCUGUCCCAGCUCUGCGCCCACGUCCAGCAAUGGGUCCUCCGCUUUUCCAAGUUCAGCGACAUGCGCCACUGCCGACUGACCUCGGAGAUCAACGAUGAAAAACUCAUCGAUCGCCUCGACAACGCCGUCCUCGACGGCUCCGACGUCGACGUCUACCUGGCUGAUCGCGUGCGCCGCCGCGACGUUCUCAUGUCCAUGACCAUGACCAUGAUCUACGAAUUCGUCUUCACCCGCUUCUUGUUUGGUAUGGACCGCGACCAGCGCCAGCGCCUCAAGUACCUCGAGAAACAACUAUCGGAGACCGGACCCGUGCACGCCGUCCGCCAAUGGCGCGCCGUCACUUUGACUCUGCUCAGCCAACGAAGGAAUUACAAAUCGCAGCGUGAUCGCGACACGGAAGCAGUCGUCCAAGCUAUUCUUGACGCAUUGGAUAAGAUCCUCCCGCCUCCUUCGGACAAGGAAAAGGUCAUUUUGGACCAACUGCGCCGUGUGGUGCGGGAAGCAGUGAAACUCUCAAUUGAAAUGCGAACCCAGCGCGCAGAGUAUAUCAUGCUCCCGCCGCUGCAGCCGGAGUACGACGAGAGCGGCGAGUUGGUUGAGACGGUCAGCUUCAAUGCCGCGCUGAUGAAUGAAAGGAGCGGGGAUGUGGAUGUUCCGAGCCCCGAAGAACUGGAGAGGCAGAGGGCUACGGUUCGAGUGGUGCUGUUCCCGCUGGUGAUUAGAAAGGGGGAUGAUUGGGGGAGGGGAGACGAUGAGGUGGUGGUUUGUCCGGCGCAGGUGUUGGUGCAGAGGCCGAGGAAGCAGAGGAGUGCUGCGGGUGGGAGGGUUGUUAGUGGUCAGAAGGCGCGGGAGCCGGUGGCGCAGGGGAUGAAGGGGGGAGAUGAGAUGAUGGGUGGGAUGGGAAGUCAGGUUUGAUUGUCUGAUGGAUGAUGGGUGGAUGGAAGCGCUGAUGGAUGGGAUAUAAUAUAGAAAAUGGAAAAUGGAAGAUGGAGGGGGAGGAGGAAAGGAACGGGAAGGAGAGAUAGACAGGAAAGAAAGAAGGAUGGAAGGAAGGAAAAGAUGACGAUGAGAUGACCUAAAAAGAAUCUUCUUACUUACUUGGUAAUUUCCUGUCUUGUCGUUGCUGUUUAGUCUUACUUUGUUUUAUUGUUUUCAGUUAUUAUUUACUCGGUCGAUGGUCGUCGGAGUUGGUAGGCGCAAAUCUAACUUUGCUUUGCUUUGCUUUGCUUUGCUUUGCUUUGCUUUUUGUCUUGAAUUGGGUUGUGAUAUGUUGUUUUCGAAUUUGG
Messenger RNA from Neurospora tetrasperma FGSC 2508, 14204 nucleotides. RefSeq lists its product as uncharacterized. The record is from RefSeq and is a predicted model, not a curated record. Bases 1 to 13833 code for a protein of 4610 amino acids. The transcript has 3 exons. NCBI's taxonomy places the organism in Eukaryota, Fungi, Ascomycota, Sordariomycetes, Sordariales, Sordariaceae.